AGUAUCCUCUGUUUACUAUAGUAUUUGUAAUUAUCUUUUUAACCAUGUGAUCACAUCUCUGCCAGCAAUCCCACCUUUUGUUCUUAGAGUAUUCCUUAUUUAUUCAAUCACGCUAUAAAAGUAGAACUUCAUCAACCCCACGAUAUUCUUUGGUAAAGUCUUGGAGUUUAUAGGGACACAGCAUCGGUUCGGUUCGCCAUUUUUAUCCAUCCUUCCCAUAGAUUUCGUACUGUCGGUUGUGCAAAUGUCAGCGGAACUGUAAAUUUGAAUCUGUCAUGGUUACCGAAGGAGAACCAGCUCACCAGAGUGAUAGUAAUGCUAGCUUUCUCAGAGCAGCUCGAGCUGGAAAUCUUGAAAAGAUAUUGGAAUACUUGAAAGGAAGUAUUGAUAUCAAUACUAGCAAUGCUAAUGGAUUGAAUGCUCUACAUUUAGCUGCCAAAGAAGGCCAUGUUGCAAUAGUUCAAGAAUUAGUUAAAAAAGGUGCUAAUGUAAAUGCCGCUACAAAGAAAGGAAAUACUGCUCUUCAUAUAGCUUCCCUGGCUGGCCAAGAGGAAGUAGCUAAGAUUUUGAUAAAGGGUGGAGCAAAUCCAAAUGUUCAGUCACAAAAUGGCUUCACACCUUUGUAUAUGGCAGCUCAAGAAAAUCAUGACAAUGUUGUCAAGCUUCUUUUGGCCAAUGGUGCUAAUCAGAGUUUAGCUACAGAAGAUGGUUUCACACCAUUAGCAGUUGCUUUGCAACAAGGCCAUGAUAAAGUUGUUGCUGUGCUCCUAGAAAAUGAUGCAAAGGGCCGUGUCCGACUGCCAGCACUACACAUAGCUGCGAAAAAAGAUGACUGCAAAGCUGCUGCAUUGCUUUUACAAAAUGAUCAUGAUCCUGAUGUAACUUCCAAAAGUGGUUUCACACCUUUACAUAUUGCUGCUCAUUAUGGAAAUGAAAACAUUGCAGCACUAUUGCUUGAUAAAAAUGCAGAUGUUAAUUACUCUGCUAAGCAUCAAAUCACUCCUUUGCAUGUUGCAGCAAAGUGGGGGAAGUCAAACAUGGUUACUUUGCUUAUUGAUAAAGGAGCUAAAAUUGAUGCGGCCACUAGGGAUGGACUGACACCUCUGCAUUGUGCUGCCAGAAGUGGUCAUGAUCAAGUUGUAGAUUUGUUGCUUGAAAAAGGAGCUCCAAUUACUGCUAAAACCAAGAAUGGUUUGGCUCCUCUUCAUAUGGCCUCCCAGGGUGAUCAUGUUGAUAGUGCAAGAAUUCUUUUGUAUCAUAAAGCUCCUGUUGAUGAUGUGACUGUGGAUUAUCUUACAGCUCUUCAUGUAGCUGCUCAUUGUGGUCAUGUUCGAGUAGCAAAAUUACUUUUAGAUCGUAAAGCAGAUCCAAAUGCUCGUGCUUUAAAUGGAUUUACGCCUCUUCAUAUUGCUUGUAAAAAAAAUAGGAUUAAGGUGGUUGAAUUACUUCUGAAACAUGGAGCUUCUAUAGAAGCUACUACUGAAUCUGGUUUGACACCUCUUCAUGUUGCCUCAUUUAUGGGUUGCAUGAAUAUUGUCAUCUACCUUAUCCAACAUGGAGCUAAUCCUGAUGUACCUACGGUACGAGGAGAAACGCCUUUGCAUCUUGCAGCUCGAGCCAAUCAGUCAGACAUUAUACGUAUCCUUCUUCGAAAUGGAGCUCAUGUUGAUGCUUCAGCCAGGGAACAACAAACUCCUCUACAUAUUGCUGCACGUCUUGGAAAUGUUGAUAUUGUUGGCUUAUUAUUGCAGCAUGGUGCAGCAGUUGAUGCGACUACUAAAGAUAUGUAUACUGCUUUACAUAUAGCUGCCAAAGAAGGCCAAGAGGAAGUAGCAUCUGUUCUUCUUGACCAUGGAGCCUCUUUAACUGCUACUACAAAAAAAGGUUUUACACCUCUUCACUUAGCUGCAAAAUAUGGGAACAUUAAAGUGGCUAGGCUUUUGCUUCAAAAGGACGCUCCUGUUGAUGCUCAGGGAAAGAAUGGCGUCACUCCCUUACAUGUUGCUGCACAUUAUGAUCAUGUCAAUGUUGCUUUAUUACUUUUGGAUAAAGGAGCAUUUCCUCAUGCGACAGCUAAAAAUGGAUACACUCCAUUACAUAUUGCUGCAAAGAAAAACCAAAUGGAUAUUGCCACUACUCUCUUGGAAUAUGGUGCAAAGCCUAGUGCUGAGUCAAAAGCUGGAUUCACUCCUCUGCAUCUUGCAGCCCAGGAAGGACAUAGUGAUAUGACUACCUUGUUAAUAGAACACCAUGCUGAUGUUAAUGCUCCAGCUAAGAAUGGCUUGACACCAUUACACUUGUGUGCCCAAGAGGAUAAAGUGAAUGUAGCUGCCAUAUUAGUUAAGAAUGGCGCUAAAGUUGAUCCUCCAACUAAAGCAGGUUAUACACCACUUCAUGUUGCUUGCCAUUUUGGACAAAUAAAUAUGAUUCGUUUCUUAUUACAACACGGAGCAGAUGUAAAUGCAACAACUUCUCAUGGUUAUACACCUUUACAUCAAGCUGCCCAACAAGGCCAUACUUUGAUCAUUAACUUGUUACUAGAGCACAAAGCUUCUCCUAAUACAACCACAAAUCAAGGGCAAACUGCACUUUCAAUUGCACAAAGACUUGGUUAUAUUUCUGUUGUGGAGACUCUAAAGAUUGUGACGGAAACUAUUGUGACAACAACUACAACUACAAUUACGGAAGAGAAAUACAAAGUAGUUGCACCUGAAACCAUGCAAGAAACAUUUAUGAGUGAUUCUGAAGAUGAAGGAGGUGAUGAUAUAGAAGACACUUCACUGUAUGGGAAACCGGCCCAUGCCACCCAUGUGUACCUACCUUAUAUUGAAGGUCAAAAGUUACUAAUGACUGAAGAUCAAAUGAUGGGAGACCAGUCAUUACAUUAUAUGACUACAGAUGAACUAAAAGCAUUACACGAUGAUAAUACUCUUGGUAUCGAUGUCACUAGGGAUGAAAGAGAGCAUGGUUCAUCAACCCUCAUUGCACCUUUAACUGCGGAAGAGGAUCAUUUGACUCCUCAACAUGUUGUUCAUCAAGAGGCUACUUUUAGCAGUAGUAUGGCUCCUGAUAAUGUUGAUCUUGCAAGAGCACCAGUACAUGCUGGCAAGCUGAAGUGGAAGACCUUUUUGGUAAGUUUUAUGGUUGAUGCAAGAGGAGGCGCAAUGAGAGGUUGCCGUCACUCUGGGGUACGAGUGAUUAUUCCCCCUCGAAGAGCACCAAUGCCUAUGCGAAUUACUUGUAGAUAUUUGCGUAAAGAAAAGCUAGCAUAUCCUCCACCUUUAAUGGAAGGUGAGGCAUGUGCAUCUCGCAUUCUGGAAGUUGGUCCAUCUGGUGCAAAAUUUUUAGGCCCUGUAAUCAUAGAAGUACCCCACUUUGCAUCCCUACGAGGUAGAGAACGUGAAAUAACUAUUUUAAGGAGUGACAAUGGUGAAACUUGGCGUGAACAUUCCCUUGAAGCAUCAGAUGAUGCUGUCCAUGAUGUUUUCAAUGAAAGCUUUGAAGGCGAAGAAUUAACUGCAAUUGAAGACCUCAGUACCAAUCGCAUCACUCGCAUUUUGACCACAGAUUUUCCCCAGUACUUUGCUAUAAUUACUCGGAUACGGCAAGAAGUUCAUGCCAUAGGUCCUGAAGGGGGCAUGGUUAGUUCUACUGUGAUUCCUCAGGUGCAAGCCAUUUUCCCUGAAGGUGCCUUGACGAAGAAGAUCAAAGUUGGACUUCAGGCACAGCCAAUAACACCUGAACUUGUUACUAAACUACUGGGAAAUCGUGUGGCUGUUAGUCCUAUAGUUACAGUUGAACCCCGAAGAAGAAAGUUUCACAAGCCUAUUACUUUAACUAUUCCUGUCCCCCAGGCUGCAACUAAAGGGAUGAUAAAUCAAUAUAGUGGUGAUGCUCCUACCCUGAGGUUACUGUGCAGUAUAACAGGUAGUACUAAGACAGGUGGAACCACUAAAGCCCAAUGGGAAGACGUUACUGGUUCAACUCCCCUGACAUUUGUGAACGACUGUGUUUCUUUUACAACCACUGUAUCAGCGAGAUUUUGGCUUAUGGAUUGUCGCCAAGUAAACGAAGCAACUAAGUUUGCUACCGAACUUUACCGUGAAGCCAUUCAUGUUCCCUUUAUGGCAAAGUUCGUGGUGUUUGCAAAAAGACGUGAUCCUUUAGAAGCCCAAUUACGAGUAUUUUGCAUGACAGAUGAUAAAGAAGAUAAAACUCUUGAAUCUCAGGAACACUUCACAGAAGUAGCAAAAAGUAGAGAUGUGGAGGUUUUGGAAGGAAAGCUGCAAUACCUUGAAUUUGCUGGUAAUCUUGUCCCAGUCACAAAGUCAGGAGAGCAAUUAAGUUUCACAUUCCAAGCCUUCAGAGAAAACAGAUUACCAUUCACAAUUCGCGUAAAAGACACACAUCAAGAACCCAUGGGAAGGGUGGCAUUUAUGCGAGAACCAAGAGUUGGCCGUGGAGAACCUCCUCAGACACCUAUUUGUAAUCUUAACAUAGUAUUACCAGAGCCGGAUCUCACACCUGUAUCAGAAUUAGUAACAUUAGAGAAGAAAUAUGGAUUCGUUCAAGAAACAAGUUUAGCAAAACCUGAACUUAUACACAGAGCUGAUUUACGACUUUCAGACAUUGCUAAAGAAUUGGGAAAUGACUGGAUUCCUCUUGCAUUACAGCUUGAUCUACCAGAAUCUGAUAUCAAUUCAAUUAGAUCUGAAAAUCCAAAUGAUACAACCCAACAGGCACUUGUAAUGUUAAGACACUGGCUGCAUAAGUCUGGAAGCAAAGCUACUGGAAACUUGCUAGAAAAAGGACUAAGAAAAAUCAACAGAGAAGAUAUUGUUAAUCAGUGUAUGUUUAAUGUUGAACUGGUAACAGAUGAUGUAGAAAAGGCAGUUGCUAAAGUACAUUUAGAUCAAUCAGGAUUUGAUACAUUUAAAGAAGAAUUAGGUUCGUCGAGAGAUGCUUCAUUAAGAAGAGAUGCAUCUCUUAAUGGAACUUUUGAUGAACAAGAUAUUAUGAAGGAAGCUGAAUCUGCUGCAGAAACAAGUAGUGAAAGCUCUGAUAAGGAAGGUCAUUUCAGAUCUGAAACAAGACAUUCAGACAAAGCUUCUAAAAGAACUGCUGAAGCUGUUUCUCACUCUGCUAAUAAGAGUUUUGAAGAAGGUCCAGAGACACUUGUACAAAAUAUUCCUUCAGCUUUAUCUGAAACCUGUCCUCAAAAUAUGAGCAAUGGCCAAGUUUCAGAUGCUAGUGUUCAUGAAGAUGAUAAAUCAGAACUAACAGCAGCAACUUUGUCUAGUGAAGCAACUGCUGAGAUGGAAGUAUCUUCAUUAGAAGAUAAAUCUCAAACUGAAACUCAUGUGGAAAAGAAAGAAUGGACUGAAACUGAUGAAUCUGGCUGUGUGAGACAAGUUACAGUAGUCAAAACUGAAACUUCAAUAAAUUUUGAAGGUGAUGAUGCUGUCAAGUCACUAAGGAAGGUACCUGAGAAGAAUGGAUCUGACUCAGAGAGGAAGAGUUCCACAGAUUCGGAGCAAGAUGACUUGAGCUUCACUGAAAAAAAAAGUUAUUUUCAGAGACUUUCCCUGACAACUGACUCAUUGCCAUCUACUGACAAGUGGACUCGUGAUGUAUCUCUAGAUGAUUUGCCUAUGGCUGAAGGAGAGAUAGUACAGGAACAAAUUAGCUUUGAAGACAAAUUAAAAAUGUUUGAGCCUGAUGAGGGUAAUCGAAAGAAAAUUCAGAAAAGAGAGAAACAAGAGCAACCUACUGUGUACCAUUAUGAUUUUACAAAAGGCUGCAAAGUUAAACCUGUUGCUACAGAAUAUGUUGUCUCAGAACUGGAGAAAGCUGAAGAAAUUGUAAAACAAGUGAGUGAGGAAAUUAGUGUUGAAGAAAACCGCCUGAAUGAUUCUAUGUUUAAUGUAGGUGAUAAAGUGGAGCCUGAUUUGAAUUCAGCUAUCACUUUGGAGAAGGUUGAACAAGAAGUGUAUUCUCUCUUGGCUGAAGUAGACAAAGAAGAAAAAGAACUAUCAAAAAGCUCAGAUAUAAUAGAUGAUGUUACUUCUCCCAUUAGCUCUUUGGGUGUGGGUAAAAUUAAGGGAGAUGAAUCUAUUGAGUUUGAGACAGAAAAGAAGGAAAAAGCAAUUCUUGAUUUAGAACAUUUAGAGAUGGUUGCAACAUUAAGUACUGAAAGAAUUGUAGCAGAAGAUAAUUCUGAGCCAGAUAUCGAAGUUGAGGAGAAAGCAACACCAGCACAAGUUCAUCCUGUUGAAGAAACAUCUUCUAUAGAAAUGCUUGAACCUAGAAAUUUGGAUCAGAUCAAAGACACCCAUGUAUAUUCUGAAUAUGAAGAUGAAACUUUCAGAAAAAUGAGCGUCGAAUUAUGUAGGAAGGACGAAUUGCAUGAAGCUAUAAAACUGGACGAAGACGACAGCUUCGAGGGUAGACCAGGUGGAGACAGGCCAUCAAACCUUGCAACAAUUUCCUCUGUGGUUGAUAACCUUAUCAAGUCAGAGAUUCUACAAGAGGAAAUAGACCAAUCAAUUGAAGAAAGCCCUCUCGAAGUGAAACAAAUUGUUGAAGACCUACAGAAAAUUUCUGAUUCUGAAGAUCAUAAAUGUAAUGUUUAUAAGCAAAUCAGAACUGAAAUUUUCUCACAAGAAUUGGGGGCCGAUAUUGAAAGUGGUUCUCCUGAAAGGAAGGAGCUGGGAGCUUUUUCUUUGAAAAAGUCUGAUAGUCUCAGUGAUAUUUCAGGAGAAAAACUUGAACAUGAACCAUCUGCUUCUUCUGAAUAUGGAAUUAAGGAUGCAUUUGAUGACACAGAUUCAUGCCCACGUGCGUUUCGUAAAUCAAUAUCGCCCCAGAUUUCGGAAGAUAGUUGUGGGCCUACUGAUGACAUUUCUUCAGAAGGUGUAGUGGUUGAACCUGAUGAGCACUUAGUGGAUUACGAUGAAGCAAAAGAUGAGCAUUCUCUAACUGAGCAACUCCAAGCCCUUGCGUCUGAUUCUAAAAAUUUGAUAAUUGACCCUUUGCUGCAAUCAUUAGAUUUCGGAACUCAAGAAUUUGAACACAUAUCAUCUGGAAUGAGCAGUAGCUUAUCCGAUUUAGAAGUUCAUCGCAGAGCUAAAGAUAUAACUUAUUCUAGGCAUGAUAAAAAAGAGAUUAGAUCAUUGAAAUCUACCAAACAGGUAUCUACUAUCGAAGAACAUUCCUCUAUUGAAUCUUGUGAUUCUUCUCAAGAUUUAGGAUUGCAUGAUCUUCCUGAAAAGUAUGACCCUAAAAAUGAUUCAGAUGAAGACGAUGAUAAUGAUGAAGAUGGCAAAGGAAUGGUUGUCAUAAAAACAUGCGACGUUGUGAAAGAUGGUGAUUUAAAACGAGCUUCUGAAGAUAUAGAGCAAAAAACUUCUCCCGAAGAUGAGAAAUUGUCUGGUUUGCCAACAGAUUCUGAUCUUGAACCGAAUUUAUUGCAAAGGCAUUCAGAUAGCACUCCGGAAACUUCUAAAAUGUCCAGGUCGGAUAGUAAAUCUUCUCAUAGUAAGAAAAGUGAUUCAGAUGCAGAGGGAUCUAAAAUUGAUAGUGCUGGAGAGUCAUCUGGGAAACGAAAAGAAGAAUCUUGUUCUAGUUCUGGAGAUACUGAAAGUCCAUAUUAUUCAGUUGAAACUUCCGAUAGUGGACGAACGCCACGAAGUACACCUGCUGCUAGCCGACCUUGUUCAUCUGAAUUUGAUAUUAACGUUUUUAGUGGCCACGGAUCAGAAUAUGAAACAUGCGUAACAUCUCAAGAGGCAUCAGGUGAAGCUUCUGGAUCUUAUGCAACUGCAGUUUCAUCACAAGAAAUAUCAUAUGCAACGGCAUGCUCAUCAUUUAGCCACAGCUCUAGGGAAUCUGCUUAUUCUGUAGACUCCGAGAGUUCUGGUCAUCUUGCUAGCGUAGAAGUUUCAUCUGAAGCCAGUGAAACUCUUGUACCGUCUGCACAAGAAAUGGAAUUGGAAUUUGCGCCAGAUUUGGAAAUGCCAGUUUUAGAUGAAGAGCCUGCUGUAGACGAUUCAGUUAGAGAACCUUAUGAUAUGGAUAUUCCCGAAGCAAUAAUUAGAGGGGGUAUAGAAAUGCCUUUCAUGACAAGUUGGGAUUUCACUGAACCUGCUGAAAAUGAAAAAAUGAAACAACUACCUCAGCAGUGGAAGUGGCAAUUCGCUGCAGAAUCUGAAGUUUCUGACAAAUUUGAAGUUCUUGAAAGUGAUGAUACUGUUGAAGACUCUAAAUUUAUUAAAGCUUCUGUUGCUGACACGCAACAGGACAAUUCUUGUGCCAAUAAAGCAAAGAGUGAAGAUACAAAACAUUUUUACCCACAAGUAGGUAGUUCGUCUUCUCAUAGUGGACCAUUUCAUAGAAGGUCUGUUAGUUCUGUUGUUGAUAUAAUUCCUGAUAAAGAGCAUAUCGAACCAAUUCCCAUACCAUUAGAAGAAGAGCAGCUUUCUGUAUCUGAAAGUUCUGCAACUCACAGUGAACAAACUUGGCAGACAUCUAGUAUAGAUACUGCAGUUCAGCUUUCUUCUUCCCAUGCUCCAGCAAGUGAUGCAUCCAACAUUCUGCUGGAUUCAUUUCAAGAAACGCCCCCUGAAAAAGAGCUUACCGCGGAAUUGGAUCAUUCUUCUAAUCAAGAUUCUUCUUACUUGCAGCUAAAUGGUCCAAUCGAAGUUGAUUAUAAUCCAGAUUAUGACAAUCCUGAUGCAGAUUCAGAGCUUAAUCAGAACCAGUCAUCAAAUGCUUAUGAAGCUGAAGGAUUGCAAUUUGAUCUGGAAAUGGAGGGUGCAUCAGCUAUCAACAGUAAUGCAGGGGAAUCUCCUUCCAAUGUUCAUGCAGAUUCUGAAAACGUCCAGUUUGAACUUGGGAGCAAUCAGAGUUUGAUAGUUGAUAAUCAGUGUGCGCAAUUAUCAGGUGAUUAUGAGUCGCCAAGCACUGUAGAUGCUGAUAAACCUGAAGCACAGCAACAGCAAUCCUUAAGUUUUAGAAACUAUGAGCUUCGAGAGUCAGAAUCCCGUGUGUGUUCAGAUCUUACUAGUUAUCUACCCGAAAGUGAUCAAUGUGAGUUAUUGCCUGAAGGAAUGGAAUCAUUACCUCCUAGUUUUGAAAGUGAAAUUAAUAUUCCAUGUGCCGAAUCUGUUAGUAGUAGUGAAGGAGUAUCAAAUCUAGAAACAAGAUCAAAUCUAUUAUCCGAUCUGGUAAAUGCCGAUUCUCUUGAAAAAGCUGACGCUGUUGAUACAUCUCCUGAAGAUGAGCGUUAUGAUUACAAAUCUAUGAAACCUAUCACUAAAUCGCCCAAAGAAGAAAAUUCUGACAUUUUAAAUCCAGAAUCAGAUUACGCAUCUCAACAAUUUGCUUCAAAAUAUGAUGAAGUACCUGGAACAGAUUUAUAUACGCAUCAGGAAGAAGAAGAAUUUGAUAUAAGAGAAACAUAUCUUAGUCCUAUUCCCUCAGUUGAGGAGGAUAAACAGAGUACUCCUAGUUCCGAGGCAUUUCAUGGUAGACGAUUUUUUCCUAGAAGUAGCGAUACUUCUGCUGCAUCCUCACUUCAAGAAUUUGAGAGGCUUGAAGCAGAGAUAGCUGCUGGAAGAAUCAGCCGUUCAUCUAUUGAUUCUAGUGAGAAAGUAGUUGUUACAAAAAGUGGUGAGCACGAUGAUGUAUCCAUGUCUUCCUUGACUGAGUUUGAAAAACUUGAAAAAGAAUGUACCGAAGCAAUAAUUGAUAAUAAAACUGCUGCUGAAGAUAUAAUGAUGUUAUCCGAAAUAGAGGAAGGGCUCGAAAGCCAAUGUUCGGAUGUCAUUGAAAUUUUACAUGAAUCAUUACACGAAGGUUCUGACUCUUCCGAGUAUGAGCGUCGAAGAGUCGAUAUAGAAGAAAUAAUUAAAGUCGCGCAGGUCAAUGUAGAAAGGUUUCAGGAAGAAACUGUAUCAGAAGGUGCUACUUCUGAAGAAUGCACCACAGUGCUUGUAAAAGUUUUAUCCGACGCUCAGGAUUCAUCAGAAUUAACAAAAGGAUCGAGCAAAGAGGAUGGUAACACUGAUUUUGAGGAAUCUGAAAAUUUACCUCUCACUUUAGAAAAUGAUAGCACUACUGGCGGUCAUGACUCAAGUUCUAGUGGUGAGAAAUUUUGUGGGAAUGAGAAAUUAGACUGUAUGGUAUCCAGCACAGAUUCAAUGGAUCCUAGUAGCUCUACGGCGACGCACGCCACUUACCAGUUCGAAACCGACUCUGUUAUGUCAUCGAGCCUCAAUAGUGCUCAGGCUUCUGGUGAAGAGUGCACUAUGGUCUCCAGCACUGACACUUUAGAGCCGGAACCUAAAAUAACCUAUUCUCAUGGUGAUUCAGAGACUGAAGAAAAAACUCAUCUUUGCAGUAGAACUGAGGAAACCAUAGCUCUUAGCAGUAAAGGAGCUUUAGAGUACAAGUUGAAAGAAUUGCAAAGUACUAACGGAGCAAAACAGCAAAUGGAGAUGUUUCUUUCAAAAUUAACUGAUGAAUCUGUAUUGAUGGAUGAUUUUGCUUCUCAUUCAUUUCCAGAUAUUCUUGAUGAAUCGGAACAGCAAACAGCACCUGACGAUUUUACACAGACCUUUGAAGCCGCCCAUGGAGUUAGUUCGUCAGGAGAUGGUGAAGCUCUUGAUAGUGAUGAUCUAGUCAGUUCUACUACAACCACUACUACAACUAGGGUAGUGACUUCUGUAAUUUCUGAUCCGGAUGUUCAAAGCGAAGUGGAGAGCAGCUUUGUUCAGCAGCUGUCUGGAGAUGACAUUAGGCAAAGUUGCGAGAUUACGUUCAGUGACACCGUACAUGACACUUCCAGACCUGAUGAGUAGAUGACAUCUAGAUGAACACUGACCCAUUCUUUUUUUUUUUUUUAUUUGUAAAAGCUGUUUGAAGUCUAAUGCUGUAAUCGCUAAGCGACGGUUACUUGACAGUUUUAAGUUUCCUAAUUCACCAGCCACUUGGUGUGCCAUAACAGCCACGUUGUACAGCAAUGUAAUGUAACCGAAAAAAUGUAUUCUAUGAAUUGAUGGUGUAACACACUCUGUCUCUCUAUCAUUCGAAGCAAAAAUUAAAAUUCUUUAUAAUUUAUGUCCUCGUACAGAGGGGAUCAUCACUACAGUAUAUGCCGUUUGUUUCUAGUGCACUGUUUUAUUGCAUCUCUAGUAGACAUUCUUGAUAGUGUUUUUAAAUUUUAAAAAUGAGAAUCUAAAGGAAGUUGAGAGCUUGUGUUUUGUAAAAGCUUGUAGUAGGUUCUGCUGCUUCUAACAAGGAAAUGGACAUUUGCAAUUGUUGGUCCGUCUAUCGAAACUUCCCAGUGUUGUGUUGGUGGAAAUUUUAAAUAUGAAAUAUUUUGUUUGUAAUAGAUUUUAGUCUUAACUUAUCUGCUUCUCUGUGUUGUUAGCUGCAAAAAAUUUAAUAAAAUGUGUUCAUAUGAUUUAGAAAA
Molecule: messenger RNA, 11473 nt
Organism: Argiope bruennichi
Lineage: Eukaryota; Metazoa; Arthropoda; Arachnida; Araneae; Araneidae
Product: ankyrin-1-like
Exons: 41
Coding region: 276-10859 (3527 amino acids)
Biological process (GO): signal transduction
Molecular function (GO): protein binding
Source: RefSeq, a predicted model, not a curated record